UUCAAACAUCAUUUGAGAAAAAAAGAAAAUAAAUAACUUCUGAUCAAAUUAAUUGGUCGAUUGAAGUGAAAAAUCUAAGCUUCAACUUGGAAGUAAUCUGGCAAAACAGACGACAUUCUAUUUCCGACGAAGAUAGGAAACAGGAAACGAUGUCGUCUCCGGACAUUGCUUCAAUCUUGGAAAACUCGAGGGAACUCGAUCGGUUGAGGAAAGAUCAAGAGGAUGUGCUCGCCGAAAUCAACAAGCUUCACAAGAAGCUUCAAGCUACUCCUGAGGUAGUUGAGAAACCUGGCGAUUCUUCAUUGUCGAAGCUGAAAACUUUAUAUAUUCAAGCUAGAGAUCUUUCAGAAAAAGAAGUAACGAUUUCCGGCUUGUUAGUAAGUCAACUUGAUGCUUUCUUGCCAUCUGGACCUCCGGGACAACAACGAAGAAAGAUCGAUGGUAAUGAUCAAAAAAGGAAAAGAGUGAAAUCUGAUUUGGAUAUUUCCCGCCUCUCUCCUUCUAUGCGGAGUCAUAUCGAAGCUUGUGUUAGCCUCAAAGAUGAGCAGGUUGCUGCAAGAGUCACCUCGGAUGCUGAGAAGGACGAGUGGUUCGUUGUGAAAGUGAUAAAUUUUGACGAGAAAACAAAGGAAUUUGAAGUUCUCGACGAGGAGCCAGGUGAUGAUGAAGAGGGCGGUGGCCAAAGGAAGUACAAGCUGCCUGCAUCUUGCAUUAUACCGUUCCCCAAGCGGAACGAUCCGUCUAGUACUCAAGAAUUCCCUGCUGGAAGACAAGUUCUGGCUGUUUAUCCUGGAACAACUGCACUCUAUAAGGCGACUGUCAUCAGUACUCCUCGAAAGAGGAAAUCGGACGAGUAUAUACUGGAAUUCGACGAUGACGAGGAAGAUGGAGCAUUGCCUCAGCGGACAGUACCGUUUCACAAGGUGGUUCCGUUGCCGGAAGGACAUCGGCAAUGAGAUGUAAUUUAUAUAAAUUUGUAUAAUAUAGAGCUGUAGCUGGCGUUUAAACCUGUGAAUCUGACCUAAUUUUCACGUGCCUUGUGUUAUUUGAUUAGUAGUGAAAGAUUGCCACUGAUAACUCUAUUGCUACUUCAGUUCUUCAUUACUUGUAAAUGGCUGCCAUUGGACUCGGUAUUCGACUCA
This is a messenger RNA of Hibiscus syriacus, 1142 nucleotides long. RefSeq names its product SAGA-associated factor 29 homolog A-like. The record is from RefSeq and is a predicted model, not a curated record. Gene Ontology annotation, cellular component: SAGA complex. Lineage: Eukaryota; Viridiplantae; Streptophyta; Magnoliopsida; Malvales; Malvaceae. Bases 150 to 956 code for a protein of 268 amino acids. The transcript is spliced from 9 exons.